This is a messenger RNA of Asterias rubens (European starfish), 2125 nucleotides long. RefSeq names its product cathepsin Z-like. Lineage: Eukaryota; Metazoa; Echinodermata; Asteroidea; Forcipulatida; Asteriidae. Gene Ontology annotation, cellular component: lysosome. The record is from RefSeq and is a predicted model, not a curated record. Gene Ontology annotation, molecular function: cysteine-type endopeptidase activity. Bases 95 to 991 code for a protein of 298 amino acids. The transcript is spliced from 7 exons.
UUAUUUCCCUACGUCUAAUUUUCACGUGAUGAUUACAAACUUUUAAAAACUAAAAUCAUCAGCUGUUUCUUUCACUUUGUUCCAGUUUUCCAACAUGUAUACCAGGGUGUCCUUGUUCGUCUUGCAGGUUCUGUUUGUAGGGUGCAUUUACGCGGCACUUGAUGCUCCAUGCUCCAGGCCAGACAUAGAUAAGUUGUUCAAAGAAAAAAGAACAUACCCUCGACCUCACUGGGAUGUGAACCCUAAGGAUCUACCGACACAGUGGGAUUGGCGUUAUAUGAAAGGAAUGAAUUACGCAAGUACAACACGCAACCAACAUAUCCCACAAUAUUGUGGAAGUUGCUGGGCUAUGGGUGCAACCAGUGCUAUGGCAGAUCGUAUCAACAUCAAGAGGCAAGGUGCUUUCCCCUCCACUUACCUUUCCCCUCAGAAUGUGAUUGAUUGUGGAGACGCCGGAGACUGUGACGGAGGAUCGGCGAUGGGGGUUUAUAGCUACGCAAACACCCACGGAAUACCCGAUGAAACGUGUAAUAACUACCAAGCCAAAAACCAAAAAUGUGAGGCAUUCAACAAGUGUGGGACUUGUACAACGUUUGGAGAGUGUUCCGCCAUAGACCAAGGUAACUACACAUUAUGGAGGGUUGGUGACUAUGGACGGAUACAAGGAAGGCAGAAAAUGAUGGCAGAAAUAUUCAAGAAUGGACCGAUCACAUGUGACAUUGAUGCGACCAAAAAACUGCAGAAAUUUAGAGGAGGUAGGAUCUACAAAGAGUACAACAAAAACCCAGAGACCGAUCAUAUUGUGUCAGUAGCAGGAUGGGGUGUCGAGAAUGGAACUGAAUAUUGGAUUGUCCGCAACUCAUGGGGAGAACCUUGGGGUGAGAAAGGCUGGUUCCGGAUUGUGACGAGUGCGUAUAAAGGAGGUACUGGUGACAAUUACAACCUAGCCAUUGAAGACAACUGCUCCUUUGGUGAUGUCAUCGUUGAUUAACGUCUUAGCUGUUCUUUGUGGAUGUCAACCAUUAAAGGCACUGGACACUAUUGGUAAUUACUUAAAAUAAUUAUUAACAUAAAAACUUCUUUGGUCAUGGAGUACUGAUAAACAAGGCUGGUUAUAAGGCUGGAGUUUCCCACAUUAAAUGUCGUCCUAUGAAUAUUUAAUAUUAUAGAAUAAGACAACAACUGACCAAUCAGACAAAAUGGCUCCAGUUUGCACUUUAAAUAUUCCCUGUAAUGUUAUGAUCAAACGGCAGUAAUGUUUGGGUUCACACAAAAUCGCUUUUUUCUUUAAAGGCACUGGCCGCUAUUGGUAAAUACUUUUAAAUAAUUGUUAGCGUAAAACUUUACUUGGUAACAAGCAAUGGAGAGCUGUAGAUAGUAUAAAACAAUGUGAGAAACGGCUCCCUCUGAAGUAACGUCAUUUUUGAGAGAGAGGGAGGUUCUCACUCAGAUAUUAAAAUACUUUUUUUUUCUACAAGAAAACGUUUCUCCCUGUACAUGAGACGGAUCAAUGCAAAGGUUGGCAAAAACAAAGUCUUUUUGUAAACGACUAGUUUCGUGAUGCUUUUUAUAUUACAAAUAAUUCUAUUGAAAGAACCUUCAAAUUUCAAAUUUAAUGUUAAAACCAGUACUUGGUUUCUGAUAAUUGUAAUUUUAGAAUUUUCCUUUUUUUUUUAUUUUUAGACUUGUGAUAUUGAUGCAAUUCAGCUUUACAGCUGCCUAUUAAGACAAUAGAGACCAGCACAUAGCCAAAUAUUAACAAUAAUCAGUUUCACUUCAUUGAUGCAAAGUUAAUGAACUCUUUUUUUACUGUAACGUGCAAAUUUUACAACAUUAUUUUAUUUGGAUACAAAUGUGACUGUAAAAUAACUAACAACAAAAACAAAAUUCUUUGAUGUGUUUCUCUUUUUAUGUUUUAUUGUUUUGUAAAAAAAAGAAAAUUGUACUGCUUAGUUAUCGGAUGAAUAGUAGAGAGACUCAAUUUUCUUGAUGUCAUCCCAUGAAUAUUCAUUUUAUUUGAAUAGUAAAUUGUUUAUGUCAACAUUGUGUAAGAGUAACAGCUGUGUUUAAUUUGUUUAUUUACUUCCUUAUUUGCCAUUUUAGCUCAUUUAAAAUGAACCGAUGG